Messenger RNA from Carassius gibelio (silver crucian carp), 4330 nucleotides. RefSeq names its product interleukin-2 receptor subunit beta. The record is from RefSeq and is a predicted model, not a curated record. Gene Ontology annotation, cellular component: membrane; external side of plasma membrane. The transcript is spliced from 12 exons. Bases 176 to 1849 code for a protein of 557 amino acids. Lineage: Eukaryota; Metazoa; Chordata; Actinopteri; Cypriniformes; Cyprinidae. Gene Ontology annotation, molecular function: protein binding; cytokine receptor activity. Gene Ontology annotation, biological process: cytokine-mediated signaling pathway; immunoglobulin mediated immune response.
CCUGCGCAGACAGCUGUUUAACAGACAGCUGAAAGUGAGGGACAUUGUUCAAAACAUCUUCUUCCUCAUGGGCAGUGCGCCAACAUACAGCGCCGUAUUGAGUCCCGGCUUGCAGACCUUUCCCGAUCCUUCUCUCUACUACUUGCCUUCCUGACUAAUAACUAUCCAAGGAGUGAUGAAGGGUUACUGGUAUACCUCUCUCUUUAUCUUCUUCAUAUUUUAUGGAACCAGCCAGUGCAGGAACACACAAACAGCAGGUCUGACCUGUGUGAGUGACUAUGUGACCAACAUUUCUUGUGUGUGGUGGAACGCUACAGCUUUCUCUGACCAGCGAUGUGUGCUUGCGGGGAAAUGUGACUUAAAAAGAUGUGUUUUUAGAUCGUGUGAACUGGUGGCACUGAGCAAUCAAUCGCAUGCUAAGAGAAGUUGUUCUUUAAGCUUUCAAAAACCUCUCUUCUUUUAUCUUAACACAUUCUGGUUGAAUGUAAGCUGUAAUGGAUCUGUCGUCACUAAACUGUAUCAUCAGCCUAGCCUUCACACGAUUGCGACGUUUGUUUGCGAGUCUGUUCGUGUGUUUGGUGAUGCAACAGUUAAAACCCAACCCCCAGAGAUGCCCACUGUAAGUGGAGACACAAUAACUUGGAGUAAAGGCAGUAACUUUCCAGAAGCCAUAAAAGAUUAUGAAUUUCAGCUGCAGUUUAAAGCCUUACAUGUAAGCUGGGAGACGACAGCAUAUAGCAAUGCCACUCAGGAAACUUACGUGGAGCUGGACCAUAAUAAACUGACUGUAGGAGAGGAGUACCAGGCCAGGGUGCGUGUGAAGCCUGUUGAGCCCACUAGAGAUGGUUCUUUUCAGGGGGAAUGGAGCGACUGGAGUCCUGCUGUGUCCUGGAGAUCUGAGAUUGGAAAGCCAGCAGUGAAAUCAGUAGUUAGUGCAUCUCCACCAGUGCCUGGUGAUAUCCGUAUUGUUCUGAUCAUUGGAUUCAACAUAUUUGUUAUUUCUGUUCUUUGUUUGGUCAUCUAUAAGGCAAAGAAAAGCAAACAGUCUGUAAAACCAAACAACCAACAUGUUCCAGACCCCUCCAAAUAUUUCCGGCCUCUUCACACUGUUCACGGUGGAAACUUCCGGAAAUGGCUGGGCUGUCAGAAUUCUGUCGGGCUGUUUCUUACCCCUCAGUCAUGUGACGAUAUCUCACCUGUAGAGAUCUCAGAUCUUUGGGACGUGUCUUCGAUGGACGCUCAGAUGUCUGCUGCUGCGUUCGUUCCCUCCAAUCAGGUGGACUCUGGCCUGGAGAACAGCGGCACUAGUCAUGCAUCAUCAUCUAUUUUCUCUAACAUGGGCUACUUCUACAGCAAAUCCAAUAGAGGCUCUCUUUAUCUCGAAUCCUGCCCCGUGUACUUCAGCUACCACCCUGAGGAAGCCUCAAGCUCCACUGUCUCAUCACCUGGGUCUUCUUACGACUGCUUGCAAACCCCAAGUUACCAGACGGAUCAACCCUUGAGCCCGGAUUCAGGGUUCGGCAUGCCUGGAGAGGAGCAUUGCGAGGAUGACCAGGAAGAUGAAGAUGGCAGUGGCGCGGAGACAUGUGCGCCGGAAAGACAAGCGCUGAUUUCCUUCAUUAUGUCGCUGUCACAGGGUUCCCACAAUGCUGUUCGGCCAGCAAAGAUGAGUUUGGCUCCGGUGGCCGUCAACACACCGCGGUCUGAACCUGUGAGAGCACCCAGCUUCAAUCCCAGCUCUGAGCCUGCACAGGGCGCCGCGGCCAGGCCCUCCUCCAUGAUCGAGCCCUGCGGGAGUGGGUAUCUGACCCUGAAGGAGAUGCAGAAAUACAGCAACAAAUCCAUCUGAACGCAGGCCUAGUCCGUCUCUGUUUUUAGAAGGGAGACCAGGGUAAAAUUUUGAAAGUCAAGGUUUGGGGUCAGUAAUUAUUUUAAUGUUUUUAAUAGAAGUCUAUUAUGUCUCUCUCUCUCUUUUUUUAUUUUUUUGUUGUUGAAAGGACUGUUUUUUAGUUUAACCUAUUUUUUAACGUAAUCUAUUCCUGUGCUGGAAAAGAUUAAUUUUCAACAGCCAUUACUUCAGUCUUCAGUGUCACUUGAUCCUUUUAGAAACAUUUUUAUUAUCAUAAAACGAUGUUGAAAAUGGUCGUGCUGCUUUAAUAUUUUUGUGGAAACUGUGAUACUUCUUCCACAUCAGGAUUCUAUAUUGGAAAUUUAUUCGAAAUAUAAAUCCUUUAUAGCAUUAUAAAUGUCCUUACUGUCAUUUCUAAUCAAUUGAUUGUGUCUUUGCUGAAUUAUAUAUAUAUGUGUGUGUGUGUGUAUAUAUAUAUAUAUAUAUAUAUAUAUAUAUAUAUAUACAUACAUAUCUUCUAUAUACAUAUGUCAUAUCUUACUGACCCCAAACUUGUGAAUCGUAGUGUACCUUAGAGGCUUAGCUAAGAAAAAAUGCUUACAGUUCUUCGAGUUAUUGUUCAGGGGAAAAGACACUGUCCUUUGUGACCACAUGCCUCACUCUAUAGGGGUGAGCUGUCAAAACGGAAACCUGACAUUAAACAGCCCAUUAUAGGCAAAGAUAUCUUCGUAAUAUGAACUGGAGUAGUGAAACUGAACUUGAAACUAUUCCUAAAGCAGAAAAUGUAUAAGAGAUGGUAACAUACUAUCAUAAAUCCUAUAAAGGAUUUAUAUAUAUAUAUAUAUAUAUAUAUAUAUAUAUAUAUAUAUAUAUAUAUAUAUAUAUAUAGAUAUAGAUUUUAUUUUAUUUUUUUCACUUUCAUAUUAGACUGUUUUGAAAUUUUAACCAUGUGACAACUAGUGUCCUGACAUUUAUUAAAUCUACCUUGUUGGAGGGCAGAAUUCACAAAAUGAUUCUAGUGUAAUAGCCACUACUAUAGAAAACAAACACAUCUGUGUAAUUGGACAUUUGAUUCAAACCCUAAAAAGUACCUUUUGUGACUGCUCCGUCUUGUGACAACUUUCCCUGGUCUCCCCUAGACAGUUUAUUUGCAUUAAUUCUUCACAACGCUGCAAAUUUAUACUUUACUGUAUUCUGUUCGCAUUAAUUAAAUGGUAUUAAAAAGGUCAACGUUCCACAACAGCUGCAUUAUAACAGCUUUAAACUGUUAUGUUCUAGAUACCUUUGUACAGCAUCAUGAUAAGCUAGAUUUGAAGGCAGGUUCUGGGUUAAACAUGACUUCAGUUCUGUUUGAACGCCAGAGCCAAUGCAAUAAGGAUGAUUUAGAGAAAUUAACAGCUCUGAUAACUGUCAAGUGAUUGCUACACUUUAGUCUGACACGUAUGAAGGAAGCGUUACAUUUCAUUUGAAUAUAUCUUGUAAGUUUGCUUGAUUGAUUUAAUAAUGUCUAAUUUAGCAAAUGUUAAGGCUAAAUAUACCUUACACAACUUUAAUUGUUUGGAGGUUAUUUCCACAACUAACCUUUUAUGUUGCUAACAUUUCAUAUUUCAAACAGAAGUAUAAUUGGUUAUGACGACUUAGUUGUUCGAGUUUCCAAAUUGAGCAUUUUUAAUACUCAAUAUCAAGCGCAAAGAAUUGCUUGAUUUAUAGCUGCUAUUAACUGUUAUUUCAUGUUUAUUUGACUGCUACGAACAUGGUAUAUAAAUGCUGCUUUUUAAAUGUUUAGAAAAAUGUUUGUUUAGAAAUUCUGGGGGUCAUUUUUGUCUGCAGGGCGAUCCAUGAAUGCAUAAAGUUGUUUGAGGUAAAACAAAUCUCUUUAGAUAUUACAACACUCCUAUAUACUGAUAUCUAUAUGUUUCCUAACAAAGUUUUAAAGCAAGUGUGUGUAGUUCUGUGCAUUUUUGCGACUAUAGUGACCCCAUCCAUGCUAAGUUAAGUGGAAUUCACUGUCGUACAAUACCACUGUCCUAAUUACAGCUGUACACUGCAUUUGCCCUUUAGCAGAAUUUGUACCCUCUCACCAAAACUACAUUCUUAGGGGAGUGUGGUAAAAGAAACAGAACUCAGUGUAGAAGGAAAAUCAGAAAACCUUUUAAUCUGACAUUUCAAGGCUAAGUGAGUAAAAACGCAGGCUACAUACAGUUGCUAUAAGGACAAUAGUUGCAUUAUUUGAGCAUUUCUGGAUCAUAGGCUGCCUUUGAAAAAGUGUUUUUGCCCCCAUCCAAAUAAAAUGUAUUAACUUUUUUCUAAUCUAUAAAAUAUGCAUUUUUGUCUGAAAUCAUUUUGUACUUGUCGCAAUCACGCAAUCCUUGUUUUAUGUUUAUCCUUUUAUAUGUUUUUAUGUUUUUACGUUUUAUAUAUUAUGUAUUCUUUUAUGCAUGUUUCUUUAUUUCAGAAUGAAAUAAAUUCCCCAAAAUAUAA